Molecule: messenger RNA, 15755 nt
Organism: Xyrichtys novacula (pearly razorfish)
Lineage: Eukaryota; Metazoa; Chordata; Actinopteri; Labriformes; Labridae
Source: the annotation of a GenBank genome assembly
ACCUUACUCUCUCUCUCUCGCUCUCUCUCUCUCUCUCUCUCACUCGUGUCUGAGUGUCUGCCUCUCUCGCUCACUCUCUCACUCGUGUCAUUUCCAAGUCUGAGAUCCAUGUGGCCACUUCACCGGCACGUUUAUCGUCAACAGAGGGGAUAGGGGAUAAAAAGGGGGGUGGUUGAAAAAAAAAGGAAAAAAGAAAAGGACAAAAACAGUGCUACAUAGUGAGCACAUGGGCAGAACAUUUAGUACCCUGGAUGGUAUCAGAUGAGAGGGGCGGGAUUGAAUUAAGGAGGAAUAAGACCGAAUUUCCAGCCGGCUACCACUGUUUUCGGAGAAGACAUACAAAACAGAAAACUCAAGGUAAUGUGAGUCUUUAUUUCUUCUAUUUAUCACUUCUGUUCCGCUCUUUGAGGACUUAAUUAAGCAUCUAAUGGAGGCAUUGUGUCUACCGGCUUGCUGAUGUUCCCUCUUCAUGUCUGGGUGACUUAAAGGGACACUUGUUAUAUAGUCUACACACACUGUGAAGAGAGAAGAAUGGCUUUCCUCAUCCCUCCAACACCCCAAAACCUGCAAACCAUUGUAGAAAAAAAACAAAAAACAUGAUGUCCAGUUGAAGGUGUUCUGUUAAAAAGAUGUUCACGUCUGGAUGUUGAAUCUGCCACUCCAUGGGGGCAUUUGAGGAUACACUCAGCUGUAUCUCACUGUGUGCUCUGGUAAAUAAGGGCUGAAAAGAAUUCACAUGUAAGCGUGUAUAGGUGAGUGUAUGUGUGUGUGUUAAUGUGGCUGCCACUGGUGGUGGAUAACGACUACAGUUUACAUGCAGAGAGAGGACCCCUUCUGGCUUAGAGGUACUGUAUCUCAUUGACGUACCCUUUUUUAGUCACAUUCAUUGUGUUGACUCUUUUUUAGACCUCGCUUCACAAUACGGGGUGAGGAAGCCUCUAAAUGACUCAAAGUAUAUGGGUGUUAUCAUAUGAAAUGGUGAAAUAGGAUCAGAGCAGGCCACAGUUUGAGAAAAAUGACCAGAUCUGGAUGCACCUUAGGUUAUGUUUUCCAGUAAAGAGAAAUAACAUCAUGUUCUCAUACACAGAUAUAAAAAGAUUCACAGUUCCUUUAAAUGGCCUCAUAAAAACAUCAAACAUCACAGCCAGAGCACACGCAUGUCAGGACCCUGUCAGAGCAGCAUCUUCUCUAAAAGAGUAACAGCCUUAUUAUAAACAACUUCACACGCUUUUUUUAAAAUAAUCAUUCUUUGAUGCGUUUGGUAGUAGAAUAAAAAAAAAAAAAAGAGACUGUCCCAUGUGAGAGACUGCUGUGGUUCAGGGUUUCAGUCUCUGGGACGGUCAUGCACACUGUGUGCUCACAUGUUCAUGUAUGAAUCAGCAGCGGAGCACGGAUGUGAGACAGAAUGUACAGAUACACAGUGUGCGUCUGUGGAUGUGGUCUUUGCCUCAUUGUGAUGUGUUCCUGCAUUCCUACGCUGGGUAUCUCAGAUUAGGUACAUGAAGCCUACAUGCCAUUUUGUCUGAGCCUGAGCUAUUUACAGUUAGUCUCACUGUUCACUGUUUCAUGGAGAUAAUUUGUUUAAAAAGAAAAGACAAAAGUUGAAUGUAACAUUGAUUAAAUAACUUUAAGAAAGGCCUUUACAUGUGAAUCCAUUAAGGAUGACUAUCCAAAAUGCAGUCAAAUGCACACUGACUUUGUUUGAAUUGAAGUGGUGUGUUGAUGUUCAUAUGAGGAGUUUAUAAAUUAGCAUAAUUACAUGAGUGAUAUCUUCCUUUUGUUGUUUAAAACCUGAAGCUGUGUGGUCCGUGAGGGGGUCUCAGAUUGGUGAGCACCAUCAGACUUUGCCAGCGGGGAACUGUGAAUAGAAGGAACAUUGUGUUCAGACACACAUACAUACACACACACACACAUACAUACACACGUACACACAUGUACAUACACACAUCAAGUCACAUCGAAAAUGAAAACCACCAAACUGAAAAGUCAACAGGCAAGGUGUUGGCUCUCAAGAGAUGGACAUUUUGUCCCACGCUCGAGUCGAAGAGUUCAGUAAACAAACACUUGAUCCCCUGUCAGUGACACAAAAUUGGACAUGCAGGAUGAACUGUGCAGACACCAGUAAGACAUGUCAUUAUGGGCGGAUGUUAGCGGCUGGUCUUUUCCAGUCUGAGGAAACGAGUUCAUGUCUUGAUCAAUAUCCAGUGCAGUGAGCUCGUUCCUCACUGGACGAAGCUUUGUUACUUAAUUUCUCACAUUACAAGCUCUCUAUGAACUUAGUCACCAAGGAGGGAUGUCCAGAUAUUUGCACAUAGUCAUCACCGGCUUCUGGGAUGUCCGGAAGGAGAAAACAGGCCAAGUGAUGGAAAAUUCUGGAAGAUGUAUGCAUGGAUUUAGAGCAGCCGUUCUGCUCUCUUAUAAUGCCCUCGAGCCAAGCUUGCAGCCUCAAAUAGUCUCUGAGGAAAUGUGAAACAUGCUCCUAAUAUCGCAGUUUUUGCUGCAGAAAUAAUUUAGACUUUGGUCAUGUUGGCAGAGUUUUUGAUGAUUAGGCAGCUAUGAUAUAAAUUCUGUACUUUUUAAAAUACUAAUUCUUUUGGCAGAAACACCUAAAUGUUACUCAACGUCACAAAGCAUCAGGUGCUCACAGCUGAGAUAAUGGGAAAUGAUUUUCAUUCAAGGGUUUUGACUUUAAAAUCAGUGAGAUUAUCUUUCAUCUGUCUUCCAUUAGUUGUUCUUAUAAAUGGAUCAACACAAGCUCACUUUAAUUCACGCCUUUAUAUUAACCUCUUUCCCCUUUUACAGUCAGGUUGAAAAAUAAAUUAUACUCCCUUUUUUUCUUGCAGUAAAUAUAGCUGAAGAUGAAAAUAGUCAUUGUCAGCGUGUUGAAAUGUUGAAUAUUGCUUCAACUCCUGUGAGAAACACAAGCAAUUCUCGAGAACCCGUCCUGACUUUUGUUUCAUCAUUGCGGAUAUUCCCCUCUCAACUUGCAACUUCACACUGGCCGAAAAUCCUCACAUCAGCAACACCACAACACAGUCCCACAACAGCUGUGAGCUGCUGCUAUUCAAGCGAGUGUUAACAACUCAGCUGUUUCAUGUGAUAAUCAUCGGCAAAUAGUAUGUUUGCCAACAUACUUAACAUAGCCAACCAGCUUUUUUCAUUGUCCUCAAACAAUGUCAAGACUAUUUUGCCAGAGCGGACUGAACCCGCCUGCAGCUAUUUGUAUUGAGGUUGCUAACAAUGACUCUCGACACGGGCCGCUGCUGUGAUGAGAGAGAGGUAAUGUUUAAGUGCUGAAAAAACACAGGCUGUGAGAUUUUUAUGACCGUGGAAAAGCUGCAGGUGUAGUUUUGUUGUUGCUGUAAAUCAGAGGUCUAUCUAUCUAUCUAUCUAUCUAUCUAUCUAUCUAUCUAUCUAUCUAUCUAUCUAUCUAUCUAUCUAUCUAUCUAUCUAUCUAUCUAUCUAUCUAAGAUAAUUGAAUAUACUGUAUUCAUCUGCAUGAGCCUCAAGUGUGAUGAGAGGGCUAUUUAAAGAAAGGAAUACAGAAAAAAAAGUCAUGUGGGCAUAAUGGCCAUAAAGGUUGAGGUCAAAUACUGUGAAAACCAUAAAGGCUAUAACAUUUACUCAGCACGGCAGGAAUGAAAUUCCUACAACCAGAAAGACUCUCAAAUACCUAUUUCUGCCCGUCUGAAAGCCUCUGUGUACAUUGCGUACUGUCCUUGCGUCUGUAACAUUUGCCUCCUUUUCCCUCGUUCUGACAAAUUGUAUCUAUAAAAUGUUCUAGUCUUUACUUGUUGUACCACAGAUGAAAUGAAAUAAGAAAUAAAAGUACAAGAAACCACAAUAAUUAAGCCUAAAAGCCCUCGAGGAGGCAGCAUACAAGCUUAUUCCGACAAUGCCACACACACACGCACACAUGCAACAAAUAAAAACAGCCCACAUGUAGCCCUGUGCUCCAAUAAGAUGUUAUUAACAUCCCUACUUGAGACGAGUGGCGUCAGUUUUAAGAUUUCAACCUGCUUCAUCACAAACACAACGGGGGGAGAUUACAUGACUGUACCGACAGCAUCUGUACACUGUGUGAGCCCACACUUUUCCUGCACAUGGAGGAAGACUAGGGUUCAGAUACCAUUACACAAUUAAGAGUGAAAAUACCUGAGCAAUGUUCAGCCCUGCUGCACAUUUCAUAAGAUAUGUGGAUGUUAUUUAUAGAUUGACAAAGAGCACAAAGAGCGAUAAACAAAUAGUCCGGAACAUACUGUACUUUAGUGAGUGCAGUGAAUGUUACAAAAUAAAAUGAGUGAGGUAAGCAGCAUGCUGAUGCCGCAUGUUUAUGGUAGAGUAAUUGCUUCAUCUGUUGGGAAUCAGACAAGGUGCAGUAGAGUUAGAAACUGCAGUGUCGAGUAACGUCCCUCAUACAGCUGGGAUCAAUGUUAACAUGGUAUUUUCUGUGAAACUGUAAAAAUAUCUCCUGUGCAGCACAUUGAUUCGGGACAUGUGCGCUCCUAUGGCCAAAAGUUAUAUAAUGUUUGGGAAAGCAUGUUUACUGGAGGAUUAGGAGGAUCUUGCAUUAAUAACUUCUGCGAAAGAGUGAUUUCGCUGCUCAGCCCUGCAAAUUAGAUUUAUAGUCUAUCAUGUGCUGUUUGUCUUGUUGCACGUUUGUCUACUGUGAAGACAUGAGGCACAGGAAUGUUAUUUAUGGCACGGAUUGCUAAAAAGCAGACUUCUGUGUUUAUUAUCUCUUACAGUGUUACUGUGUGAUGCCGAUACACAGAAAUGACCACUGAUCAGGAUCUACCUAUGGACGGCCAGUCAGCCACUGCUGUGUUUGCUGCAAAGGGCAUUGACAUAACAGCUAACAAAGACAAAGGAGUUAUCAAGGUAUGUGCUGUCACUGCUUUUAAUACUUUCUCUGUAGACGUUCAAAUUUUCAAAGGUUUGAUCAUUGUUUUUUUUUUCAUCUAGACCUAUCUGUUAUUUUUGUGGCCUUAAAAAAAGAGGGUUUCUUGGUCUUAUUGUGAGCUUUUCUUUGUGUCCGCAGGUCGUGAAACAUCCUGGCCUAGAUGGAGACCGGCCGAUGAUUGGGGACAGGGUGACUGUCCACUACACUGGGAAACUUCUCACUGGAAAGAGAUUCGACUGCAGUCGAGACCGCAAAGAACCUUUUAGCUUCAAUGUAGGCAAAGGUAAGCUCAAAUUAGACAUUCCUACCAAACCAGCUGGGCUUUUUUUCUUCCUGUGUGAGGACAUUUUUCAAAUUCUGGACCAUUACUGAAAGUAAUUGCUGACUUGCUGAUAAGAAAAUUUGCCAACCGGUCAGCCAUGGCCUGAAAAAGUAGCAACAAACAAACUUGUAAGGGCUUUCAGGGUAGUGUUUUUUUUUGUUGUCAGCUUUAUUGAGAAAUAGCAAAAAAUCCACAACUAAGAGUUAGUCAGCAGUGGUGGAAUAAUGAUGUUACACAUUCAAUCUCAAAAAUAGGGUAAUAGGGGAUUCAGGGUGGCGCAAGACUUGAGACUGGAGGAAUCUGAGGCGAAUUUUUCUGGUUUCCUUGGCUGCACAUGUUAGAAUCGACAUCAAUGAAGCUUGGAUUUAGAGACAGUGUCCAAUUGCUCAUUUUUGUAUUUUUUAAUUAGUAAGGUGAGGUAAAGAGAGUAAAUCUGCAGGUAUAAAGUUAAAUCAAAUUUUGUUACCUUGGACCACAACACUACAUAACAGGCAGAGCAGAGGUCAGAGGUUAAAACAUCCCAAACUGUUUAUAUGGAGUUAGGAUUGGUAUUGUAUCACAGCUGAUGUCUGCUGCCUCUUCUGCUGUUCACGUUAGCUAAAAUGAACAUUUCUGAUAGUAAUUAUCCUUUCCCUCGACUUCAAGUUUUGCAUUCAUAAACAGAGAGUGUUUAUAAAGAUUCAAAGUAAGAUGAGAAGAAUGAAGCCUUCCCCUUUUUGUUGAGUAUGAAGCAAUAGCCAGCAGACUGAAAACAACUACAGAUAGCCAGGCUCUGCUCCACGACAGAGUCCACCAACCAGCAGCUCUCGAAGCUGCCAACUAAUAAUUUUCUAUCUUGUUUGUUUAAUCUGUGAAAAAAUAAACUGUGAAAACAAAACAAAAGAAGAGGAUUUAUAAGGGGAUUAUUUGAUAAUUUGCUAGACUAUUCCUGUCUGGGAGCAAUAACUUCUCAGAAACGAGGAGUAGCUGGAAAAAUAAACUCUCUCUCUUGUAAAACUCCGACUUGAGGUUUUCACGCUGAUUAUUUAUUUUUUUGGUUUUAUGCUGUUUCAGAGAAUUAUAUUUCUUUUAAACAGAACCAAGUGAGGCAUUUCUCUUUGGUUCUAUUAUUUAUGUUUUGCUAAAAAUCCCCUUUCAGUAGCUUCAUAUUAAAAAAUAUUGUCAUUGAAGUGUUCUUCUGGAACUUCUCCAAACUAUUACUUUGAAUCCUUCCAAAUAUUAAGAUAAUCUAAUAAAUCUUAAAAUAUUAAAUGAUCUUCAUGCUUCUUUCACUUACAGGACAAGUCCUCAAGGCCUGGGAUGUUGGUGUGUUGUCCAUGCAAAGGGGAGAGGUGUGCACGUUACUGUGUAAACCUGAAUAUGCUUAUGGAACCGCGGGUAACCCUGAAAAGAUUCCUCCGAAUUCAUCAGUAAUGUUUGAGGUAGGUGCCCAACGUCUGUGCUGCUGUUAACUCUGCAUCGCACCAUGGGACCUUGAUAAUUUAAGAGCAUGUGUCAGUCUCCGCAGGAGGAGCUCUCUGGUUGUGAAAAUUAACUGGUUUGUCUAUUUUAAUCCCUCUCAGUCAAGCAGCCAGAAUAUUCAGUCCACUCCCCACUCUAACCAACCUCUUUUAGCACAGUGGGGAUACAAUUCAGUGCCUCUCUGUCCCCUACAAUCAAUGAUAAUUAUUGUUCUGUUCUGGGAAAAGGCCAAAGAGAUUAAGUGAACUGUCCUGCUAUACAAUACACUCCCCAUGGACACAGCCCUGUUAUAAACAUGUUUUUUUUCCCUCUUUCUUUCUUUGUCGAUGCUCCACUUUUGUUAAUGCCAAAAAAUAAUCUUCUGGGACUGCCACAGGUGUUACCAAGUAUUCCAAACUCAGGGGUCUAGUUUUGGCCCCUUUAUGUGGUUCUUGUUUAAGCGUAUUUAGAGAUUAGAUAUUAAAAUAUAAGGAUUUUUCCUCCAUAAUUUAAGAAGCAGCAACUAGCAACACAUAAACUUUAUGAUAACACUUUACUUGACGCCUAUCUCUAUAACACAUCAUAAAUAUGUGUAUAAUGCAUUAUAAUCAUGUUAUAGCAUUGUAGAGCUAUAGUUGUAACACUCAUAAUUGAUCAAAAUGCUUUAUAGCAAUAAUCACAACACAUUAUAAAGAAUUUGAUCAUGACUUACAAGAUCAGGUAUUAUAAUGUGUUAUAACUGUUAAUAACUCAUUAUGAUCAUUUAUGAGUGUUUAUAACUAUAGUUAUACAGUGCUAUAACACAAUUAUAACCCAUUAUACAUAUAUUUAUAAUGUGUUAUAGAGAUAGGCAUCAAGUAAAGUGUUACCAACUCUGUUUUUCCACUUAUUUGCGGUGUACUAACAUUCAAUAAAAUGUAAACCACACACUAUACUGUAGCUGUAAGCAUACAUGGUUAUCACUCUAUUUGUCAACAACUUUAAUUACUCCGUCUAUGAACAGAUAAUGAAUGUCAACUGUGAUAUAGCUUUUUAAAAUAGUAGUCAUCUUUAUGAAAAUAUAAUAUAUCAUAACUGUUCAUGAUAAAAAUAAUAGUACCAACAAUAGACUUAUAAUAGGUGAGUAUAUACAACUUAAAAGAUUUUAACAUGUGAGUUGGAAGUAUUUAAUUUUUCUUAAAACCAUUCCAAAUGUUUUAAAUCUGAGAAAAGAUCUCGUAGUUUCCAUAAAUAUCAGAUACAGCAUUGCUUUUUAAAGUUUGGGGGAAAUGUGUUUGAAAUUAUUAACUAAACAUGAAAGACUUAUGGGAGCUUUCUAUUUGUGUCGGUUUUGGCGCCCCCUGUGGACAAACAGUCAAACAUUUCUCUUACUUUUAAUUUUGCUGUAGAGAGAGUAAAAGACUGAUUCUCUGGAAAGAUGUUGAUCAUCCGGUCUGACAUCUAACCUCUUAUGGUGGUUAAAGGCAUUUAAAAUAAUUACAAUGGUGGUCUUGUUUGCCUUUGUAGGUCACGAAGAGUCAUCACUGUUUGUAUCAGUCUGUUGACAAUCAGAUUAAAACUUCUUACUGUGGCUUUAAAAUAGCUUUACUUGUAAAGAGAUGCUGUUUACAUCAAAGUUCCUGUUAAGAAUCUUUUCAUGGCUUUUAUUUCAUUGCUGAUCUAGUCCUGUACAUGUCUGAGUAUUGUUUUAAAAUCUCUCUGGUAUCUUUUUCGGUUUACGUACAUCAUGUCAGUGUGAUAAAAACAACUCUGUUGAAAUGAUAAAUUUUGUUGCAAGUGGUUUCAUUAGAUCUGGAAGAUUUACUCCUCAUAGGAGCUUUAAAAAUACUUUCCACAGUAUAAACAUCUUUUAAGGCAGCAAAAAUACCAAAUACUAUCACACUAAGUUGAAAAACCUUGACCUCAAGAAGACAGGAAAGAAAAGCUGUUAGGUAAAAAUGUGGUUGAAACCCUGCUUCUUGAUAAUAGCUGACUAAUCUGUCACACAUAUCUUUUCCUAAUAGGGGUGUAAAGUUUGAUAAAUAUGUUGUUUGUCUGGCUGCAAAAUCUCCCUCCGCUGCUUCCUUUAAAGUCAUUAUUUCUCUUUUUUCAUUGCUUUGACUCCUACUUGUUUUUCGUUAUGUUCUGCUUUUCUCCUCCCACACCUACUGAAGCACCACACACCAAGUUGGGCAGAGCUGUAAUUUUGUUCUCUGCUUUAUACCCCUGUCAGUGUCGUGCAAUGAUAAAGUAAAUGUUUACAUCAAACAGAUGGAGCUCCUCAAGUUUGAAGGAGAGACGCUCACGGAUGAUGGCGGCAUUUUAAGAAGAAUAAAAGUCAAAGGGGAAGGUUACACUAAUCCAAAUGAUGGAGCAAGUGUUGACGGUAAAGAGCUUUUUCUUUUUGUAAGAGGACAGAUAAAGGAACAUAAAACGGUGGUUUGAACGAUUAUUUGUGUCAUUUGUGUUGCAGUGCACCUGGAAGGCAGGUGUGGAGGCCGCUUGUUUGACUGCAGAGACGUCAGCUUCAUUGUGGGUGAGGCUGAAGAUAAAGGUGUUCCUCUUGGAGUGGACCGGGCCAUGGACAAGAUGCAGAAAGGAGAGUGCUGUGUACUUUAUUUACAACCAAAGUAAGUUAACAAAAGAAACCUAAACAAUUCUUCCGUUGCUCUUACGCUGUAGGUACACAGUGAGCGGUUUUCGAGUGGGACGGCUUUGUGGUUAUUUUGACUGAGUGAGCAUGAUGUGUCCUCAUGUAGCCUUUUAUUAUAGCAAUUAAGCCAAAUUAUAUCCCCAGGAACUUUUAAGCUCAUGGGAGGUAAAAUAGGCUUCCAGUCGGAUGAUGAUUGAUUUUGCUGCUUUAAAAUGCCCUCUCCAGUUUCCUGUUGUGCAGAAUAGAAGACAGAUACCAAAUCUUCAGGGAAAAACAGAACAUUUCAUAAAGAUCAUCUAUUGAACCUUAAUUUUUUUUGGCUUUCUGUUGAACUUAAGCAUUCAAUAAAAUGAAUUAAAACUCAGAACUUAUAAAUAUAUACUUAUGCUUUGUGCUGUAGACGACGUGUAUAUAUACUAUAUGUUCAAACACGGUAUCUUUUGAUGUCAGAAGUCAUGCGGUGAGUUUUUCAAUCCUAGGAGGACGGCGUAGUAUUCGUUUUAGUACAGCUAUAAUAGAAAUAGUACGUAUAAUUUAGAGUGUUAGUAAAAUACCAGCAUGUGCAGCACUUACCGUGUGGCAAUUUGACCGCCGGUUUUAUUCUUAGAGGCAAAAUAAUCGGUCUAUUUUCUCUGGUGUACAGAGAUUUUCAAAGGAUUCAAUGCAUGACCUGACACUUAACAGAGAGACCAAACAUCAUAAGAAUAAAAGCAAAUUAUAUUCUUACUUGUUCUUGAAUUGUAAAAAGAUUAAUUUGUUCAUCUUUCAUGCAAACAAAGACAGUCACCUGCAUGGAUGUGAAUCACAGCCACUCAGUUCCCCUGUUUACACAAAGUAUUUUCAGCAAUAAUAAAUAAAUCGAGUGAAAUACAGAAAGAUUAUAAAAAGAAAGAGAACACAAUGUUCUGCCCAAACCACAUCAUAUCUUUCCUGUAACUCAGCCCACACCAGCCCUCCCCAUCAGCUCCUCAGGCAAAAGCAGAGUACUCAGAAUUCAUAUUGCACUUAAAUUUAUACUGGGAAUCAACACAAAGAAGUUACCGGGUGAGACUAAAACUGACCCGAAAUGCUUUUCCAACUAAAACCUAAAUAAUUCCUCACAUUUAAAAAAUUUCUCUCCAUACUCGAUUAUCUAUAUCUAAUUCUUCUAAGGAAUCAGUUCAACUCUGCUCAUCUCUUGGCAACCCCUUUAAGGGACUGUAUUUCCCAAAUUAUCCUAUUUUCUGGUCUGUACCGAUUCAUUCAAUUCAAUAAGAUUUCACCCAUGAUCUCAAUUUCUGAAUCCACAGAUAUUUUCCCUGCAAGCGAGUGCAACAUUUUGACCGGAAUACAUGAUAGAUUCUGUACGAACACGCUCUAUACUAAAUUCAAGUCAUCUGAGACAAAAAUCAAAGAUAUAUUAAAACUGUCUGUAAAGCUCAAGGAUAUAAUCUUUUCCAAAACUGUAAAGCCUUUACUCAAAUGAGAAAUUAAGGAGUUUUAUCGCACCACAUUGUCUAAAAUAUAAAUGUAAGUUUCACUCACGGCGAGUAUCAGAGUUGUCAGUUCAUUCAUCUUUGCAGCAAUUCAAACUGUUCAAUAUGUAAUAAUUAACUUCAUUUUUCAUUUCUUGAAAAAAAAAAAACACUUCUCGCAUGCUCUGAAAUAGUUUGCCUCCUUGUUCUCCACAGGUAUGCCUUUGGAAGUGAAGGUAAACCGGAGUACAAAAUUGGACCAGACCAAGAAAUCGUAUACGAAGUAACCCUGAAAGAGUUUAAAAGGGUGAGGCUCGUCUUGCUUUUCUACAUUUUAGAAAGACUCUAGAUGGUCAAAACGUGGGUUUGGUCGAUUUUCUCAUGAGAGACAAACAAAUUCAAGCACAAAAGUUCAGGAUGUUCUACGCAGCCAUGGAGAGAUUAGCAGCUGAUUACCUCAAACAUAACAACCAUUGUUUGCUCAUUUUCUGUGACAUUCUGUGUUUCCAUUAGGUGAAAGAAUCCUGGGAAAUGGACUUGAACGAAAAGCUGAAUUUGGCCCUCGGAGUGAAGCAUAAAGGGAAUUAUUAUUUCAAGGUACUGCCCCAACGCUGACCUUCGAAUAUAGAUAUUUUUUCCAUGUUAACCUUAUGAAGAAGUUGUGAAAUAGUGUUUUCCUCCUGUAUUAGGCUGGGCGGUAUCACCAGGCAGUCAUCCAGUACCAGCGCAUUGUUUCCUGGCUAGAAAUGGAGUGUGGUACUGGGAUAGAGCAGCAGAAGAGGAUACAGGACUUUGUUUUGACGUCACACCUCAAUUUAGCGCUGUGUUACCUGAGGAUAAAAGAGUUCUCACAAGUCGUGGAAAACUGCAACAAGGUGAGCUGCAAAGCCCUGAUGAAACCCUGUAUUUGAAUGUAGUUUAGUUGAAUGUCACUGCUUGGAUUUUUUUGUGUUCCUGGGUGUCCUGGAUGCUUGAAAACAUGUUACUUUGUGUGUUUGUUUUCAGGUGAUUGAGCUGGAUGAGAAUAAUGAGAAGGCUUUGUAUCGUCGAGGGGAGGCCCGGCUUCUUCGAAACGAGUUCAGCCUGGCUAUGGCAGACUUUCAGCAAGUGCUCCAAGUCAACCCCUCAAACCGAGCAGCUCGCGCCCAGAUUUCCAUCUGCCAGAGCAAGAUUAAGGAACAUCAUGAGCAGGACAAGAGGACCUACGCCAACAUGUUCCAGAAAUUCGCAGAACGGGACGCCAAGGUCUGUUAACUCACUGUUCUUGGCUAAACGUAGAAAAACAGUCAAACCAAGUGCUUUUGUUUUCCUCUUCUCUGCUCCUGUGUUUGAUUUUCCUUCACCCAGGGAGUGAAAUGUUUGUGUUAGUUUUAACAAUGAUAUUUUUGGUUUUUUUCAAACUUUAGCACACAUUCACAUAUUUAUAAAUAUAUUUUAUAAAAAUAUACUUUUUUAAUACAUUUGAUAUCUCUCUAGCUAUGUACAGCUGUCACAUUUCCAUGUAAAAAAACAAAGUAAUACCAAAAAUGAAGCACUAAAACAAAUCAAAUUUACACCUUAGCCUCCACUGAUAUUAAGAUUAAAGCCUUUUUUGGGAUUUAUUCUUAGGUAAUAGAAUUCAAACUACAAACUUCUUUAUCUUCUUUAUCCACAAAUUGUUUAAGAAUUCACGAUAGCCAGUUUUUUAAUGGGUUGGAGAUUGGAUUCCCAUGAUACCUUUUAAACCAGUUAAUUUACCUCAAUGAGAAAAGCUGCUGGACUCAUGGUCAGCCACAUUGGGUAUCAUAAUAAGAACCACAGGCACGGUUGAUGGAGAUAAAUCCCUCCACUAUGACUCAAAUGUCAUGUAAAAUGUUAUUAUAUUCAUGUCAGGAUUGUCUUAUUUAAGUGAAAGCUGAGGAAUCAACUACAUGCAGAUUCAGUUGCAAUUUUCCAGUAUGCCGUCCUGUUGUAUUGUCCUCUGUUGUGGUAUUGCUCCUGGGCUGUCUUCAGUGUGAUGCUGACCUCUAGUGGUCAGUCAGGGGAAUUGUGAAUUUGCUCACAAAAGUGCAUAUCUUCUGUAGAAGAGGAGUAAAAACAUCAGAAGUUCUUUAUUUAAAAACUUAAGAUAUUUGAAUUUCACAGUUUCAUUAGACAUUUUGAAUCUAUCCAUCUGAUCCAUCCAUCUUUUUAAAAAUGGAUUAUUUCAGACCAGCGUAGUCACUUGUUUUUCAUCUCUACUUUACAGACUAGGAGGUCAAAACGGAGACGGGAUGACAGCAUUAGAAACAGCAUGAACGGUGAGGUGGUCACUAAACGGCGACGAAGGAGUCAGGACUGCCCUUAUUAACGACGUUUUUGAAAGGGAGGGAAAAAGCCUCUCUAGGAACGAAGUCGUACAAAGGCCUGAAAUCUGAACUUCUUUCUCUCAGUACAACGUUACCAUUCCUGCAUAUAAAGCAGAGUGUGAGCAGGGACAUUUGCAAACCGAACAGCAUUUCCUCUGCCGCACACAACUGUGCAACUGCCAGGACUAAACUUCCAGCGGAUUCAGGACUGCAGACUCAGUGAGCUGAGGUCUGAACACCUCAAGCCCUAACUUUUAUUUUAAAAAUACAUCAUAAUUUAUUUUUUUCAAAAAACACAGAGAAAUUCCAUUUUAUGUGUCAUCUGGCUGCUGUGUAGGGCCGAGAUGUGUCUCCACGGUGUGUUUUCAAAUUCCAAAACUGUACUUUGACUUGUAUUUUGUAUUAAGCAUUUUCUUGGGCAGCUGCAUUGCAUGUAUCAUGAGGUUUUUGGGAUUCAGACUUGAAACUUUGCAAUUUUUUUCAUGUGCAAUAUGUACUUUGUAACAAGUCCUGUCAGCUAAGUGGUAUUUUGAACGGAAACAAGCAUUAGUGUGAAAAACAAAUCAUCUAUCAUUUACAAGUAGCUUUGGUUCAUCAAGAACAAUCAUGAUGUAGGAAAGUCCGCAUUCAUCACUCACUGGGAAAAUACAGAAAAUAGAGCAACAUUGCAAUCACAUAAACCCAGAAUCCAAAAGAAAUAGACCCCUCUUCAGUCAUGGUUGUUCAAUAUUGUUAAAAAUCACUAAAUGAAACUACAAGUGUCCAAUUAGUAGACACAGAGGCAAAAGAAGAAUGAAAAAACAAGCACAAACAGAUAUUGUAUGAAACCAAAUAUAUGAGUUGCAAUUCUGACAGACUCACAGUUUCACCAUGAGUUUGUUGAUAGUUACAACUUAUAAAAACGUGAGAUUGAUAUGUGAUAUUUAUGAACGAUUAAUGAAGCCAAACUGAGCAUGUAAAAAAAACCUAAACUGUUGUACAGGGAGAAAAAACAGUCUAAUCUAAUCCCUUGUUUUGGUAAAAAAUGAGAAAUAAGAAAUCUCAUAAUAAGGAUCAGACCACUGCCAUGCAUUAACUCAUCUAUCAGUAGAGAGGUGCAUGAAAGGUCAUGAAUUAAUUGCUGAAAUCUCGUGUCUUAUUAAUAAGUGAUGCCACAGUACAGACACCUAACAUCAGAAGCUUGCUUGAUAUCAUCCUUUUUGUUUUAGUUUGAUCAAGUGGCAGCUGCAAAAAUGUUUUUUUAAGAAAGGAAGUUAAAAAAAUAUUUUGAGCUAAACGCGUCGGCGCCUCAGCUUUGGUAGAUUUUAGUGACUCAUGACUUUCUACUUCUGCCGCAUUUACCUUAUGGUGUAUCAGCAUCAACAGCAUAUCAGCACAAUCUUAGCAAACAUACAACUUUUACUCAACUUUUGAAUCCACGCAGGAUCGUUUUACAAGCUGUAAUGAAACUAUGAGUGAAACUUUAAGCAAAAAAAAAAGUUCCAAUCAUAACAUCACCCUGUUCCCACAUUUGUAUCACGCAGAGUUGAUGUGCUGUAGCAUGUUUGACUCUGUAAAAAAGAGGUGGGAAAGGGAUCAGAACUGCAAAUGAAGCUUUAUAAUCCUCAGAGCCACACAUUUCUGCCAUUUUUCUCUGAUUGUCUCACAGUUCAGGGAUCUUUCAGCUCUGGUCAUGUGAUCAGUUUUACAUCUGCUUAGACCGUUUUUGCCUCAGUCAACAGACGUCACCUUAUUUCACUGCAUCUUUUUAUUUUUAUUUUUUUAUUUUGAUAUGUGUGAAUGUUAGUGGAUAGUGGACAAUGCUGCACUUACAUGACUGUCAAACCAACACUGUUAUCUUUUCAUGACAUGUCUGGAUGAAAUCUUGACAAUAACCUUGAGAUGUUUUAAAAACAUUGGUUGGUUCAGAAUGAAAACCUUAACUGUCUUAAAUAUUUUAUGUAAAAAAACAAACAAACAAACAAAAAAAAAACAAAAAAGACAACAACAACAAAAAAAUACAGUGUGUAUGUGUGUGAGUGUGUGUGUUAAUAUGCUGUAUAUUGUUAUAUGUUAGCAAGGUUUUUAAACGGCUCGUUGCUAAAUGUUUUUGAGUACUGCUGGCUCUGAACAGUCAAACUUUUUUGUACAGUGGAAAUGAGCAUGAAGUACUUUUUCUAGUUAUUAAAUUGUAUUUAAGAAUAUAUUGAAUGUUAAUCCCCCUCUGAAAGUGCAAAAAAGUUUUCAGACAUCCAUCAUCAAAAUUAAAUAUCUGCCAAUUAGAGGAAUAAUUUGAACCAUUUUAACGUAAAAAGGAACUUUUGAACGCUGAAAGUUUAUGAAAUUGAAAUUGGUUUUGUCACUAUUUUUUUGUCAUUUAAAAUGUUUACAUUUAUUCAAAAGACUUUUGCAUUGUAAAACAAAAAUGUUAAAAAUAUUUUGGACUUUGCAGUUAUGCAAAAGAAAUAUAUUCAAGCAAAAAAAGUAUGUGAGGUACCUUUGUUCAUGUCUUCAUUCUAUUUUUUUUAUUUUUUGCACUUUGAAGCAUUAAAAAUAAAUUCAAGAGGUUGCAUUAAAAAAGAAGUCUUGUUGUUCAAGCUAUGCAGGUCAGUAUCUCAAGGUGUUUUUAUAUGAAUAGGUUUGCUUUUGUCAUAAGCAUAAAGAUUAAAAAAAUGUCAUAAAAUGAUUGAAUGAGAAA